UCUCCGCGGCGUCAGUUCGUGUUCCGAGGAAGCAGCGGCGUUUCCCUCGGCGCUAAAGAUGUAGAUGAACAACCCGCUCCGGCUAUGUGCAACACACAUCAGCUCAACGUGAGAUAGGCGAGCGGAAAGAGCCUCCUGGAGGAAAAGAAGAUGUCUCUGUGGCGCAUCUCCAUCGCCAUAACGCUCGGCUUGCUGUGGUAUUUUGCAGACUGCAGCCACACACUGACACAGUACUUUAUAUGUUUACUCUUUUGUUUUUCUACCCCACUGCUAUUCGUUACCGGUGGACGAGAGAGCAGCACUCAAACUGAUGAAGAGACGAAGGAAAAUCCACUCCGGGAAACAGUCGAGGGAGACGUGACAGAUGGAGAAAGCAGCCAGCAGGCUGAACCACUGGAGUCUCAGUAUCCACAUGUAAAGACGUCUCUCCAACAAGUGUUCGAGUGCGCCUACGCCCAGCUGGUCCGGCCUUGGUACGGCGUCCCCGAGCCACGCGAGCACCAGCCUCUGCACCAGGUGCUCGGCAGGGAGUUUGACUUCAUAAUCGACCGGAUCAUUGAGAGAGCCAAAGACUUUGAUGUUCGCCAGGCGGUCGUGGGCUCCGUUCGUAUUUUGACUCAGCACUUGCAUAAUGCGAAGCAAUCUGACAGAGAGCUCUUGUUCAGCUCCAGAGCAGAGGAGAUCGCAGUUCUCCGAAGGUUUUCUGAUGCUCUAGUACGUAACCUUUUCCCCGACUCUCUCAGGGGCCAAGAGGUCAACCGCUGCGUCUUAAAUGAGAUUAUUGCUUUACAGGGGCUGGGUCUGUUGGUGAGAUGGCUGUCGGACCCCGACAACCUGAACCAGCUAGUGGUGAGCCAGCUGGACAGCGUGACCCCCAAAGGCUCUGUGGAGGAGCUCUGUGGAUCAGACCCGGAUCAAACCUCUCUGGCUUCACAGGAGGGCGAGGGCAGAGAUGAGAGCUUGGAGGGAGCAGGGAUUUCAACCAGAACACGGAUCAAAACCAAAAGAAAAGCUAACAAGUUGAAAGAAGGAUGGUCUAAAUUUGUGGACAAGGUGAAGUGUAAGAAGGACAAGAAGAAGAAGAUGAAGAAGAUGGAGCAGGAGCUGAUGCUGAGGAUCUUGGCGAUCCCGGGAGACGUGUCCAACGAGGGCGAUGUCAGCAGCAGGGAGAGCUCCGUUCACAGCCUGCAGGACUCUGACAGGGAGGACAGUGAUCUGGAAGACUACUUGACAAGCGUGCAAGAGGACAUGAUGGAAUUCAAGCUUUCGUUUGAGAUGUGGCGCGUUGGCCGCUGGGCUGUCAGCAUCCCUCAUGCCGACUGGGAGGCGGAACUAAUCUUCACCAUUCACCUGGAGGAGAAGGGGAGCCCUGAGAACCUCCAGUGGGACAUCAGGAAGACCUACAUGGAUGUUAUAUACUUCCGCAACAGAUGGCAGGACUCAACCAGCCUUCCCACUAUUCUGGUGCUUGAGAAGUCCGAGGUCAACAGGGAGGUCAAAGAAGAAGCCAGAGUGUCAGUGGAGCACUUUCUGCAGGAAUUAGUUUCUGAUAAUCUCAUCGGCCUCACUCAACCGGUUUUCCAGUUCCUCUGCCCUCUUGACAAACUGCUGAAUGAAGUGGAACAUAGUGGAGGUGUGUGGGGUCUUCUGAGCGGCUUGGCUUACUUCCUGACUCCAGGUCAAGAGGAAGAGGAGAGCUCCAGCCCUCAAACAGAAGCUCCUAAAGAAAUCAUAAAACCAUCUCUACAUCUGGAAUCGACAGCUCUGCCUUUAGAAAACCCCGAUGCCUUUACUGAGGAAGGCAGUGAUGUUCACGGUGCUUCAAUCCCAACUAUUGUUAUCUCCCAACAUGGUUCUCCUUCAGAACCGCCUGAAGAAGCAGAAACUCCCUCUGCUGUUAACUCUGAUUCUUCAAAUGGAAACUGUUCCCAAGACAAAACGGAGGACUCUGAUAAUCCCUUAACCUCUCACAUUAAAAUGAUUUUCAAAGGACUGACCCGAUCAAGGUCACAAGAGUCUCUGGUCUCGACUAAGAACGCCAGUGAUGAAGACCCACCAGAUUCAGACUCUCACAACAGCCAGAAUGGGAACUUGCAGGAGAGUACAGAAGGCCUGGCGCUGCUUAAUUUCAGUGUAUGUUUCAAGAUGUCAGGUGGACACAAGACAAAAGGGAAGGACCAGGGCACUUCAUCAAGAGGGGAGGACUCCCAGUGUCAGAAGAGUCAAGUCAACUGGGAGCAGCUGGAGGCGACCAAAGCCAUUUUUGAUCUGCUGAAAGAAAUAUCUGGGAACUCCAUCCUCAUCAACAUAUUUGAUGCCAUUUUGAAACCGGUUAUGCCCAUCUUGAAAAAAAAAGUGAACUCUUUCCUCAACAAGAUGAACCCGACGGAGGUGCAGAUGGCCGCUUUCAUUGACAGCAUGCGCGACAAACAGUGGCCAGAUUUUCCACCAGCAGCUCCUCCUUCUUCUCCUCGCACUGACGAGCAGAAAAACGAGACGAGGGAAAGGGCGCACAACCUAAUCAACGCCAGAUAUUCAAACUAUCUUGUCCUGAAGAAGACAGACAUGGAGACUGUUUUUAAUCUUUUCCAGAACAGUAAAGAAAACAAAACACUGGUCUAUAUGCUCCUGUCAUUCCUAUUGAGGGAAUUUCUCCCCCAUGAGAAUUCCCUAAAUGUGACCAACUCCCCAAACUGAUCUGUGAAGCCUUGCCUGUGUUUUUAAUGGUACUUUCUCAUGUUUUUUUUAGAAUAUCAAAUUAUUUAUUAAACAUCUUAACAUGCCUUAAGAUAUGUGUGACCCUUUCUGUAUCUCUUUCAAACAUUCCUCUCUGUGAUUUUUACCUCAAAUGUACUGUGAACAUUUUGGUGAAUUUCAUUUUAUUUUGUAUUAUUGAACUUUAAGUGAUUAACCCUGACUUAAAAUGUGUAUGGGAAAUCAGAAACAUAAACAUGUGUGGGGGCCGGCUUUGUCUAUUGCAAAGAGGAGAAAACUAUAUUUGAUAUUUACAUUUUGGAUUGCACCAUUCACAUCUUGAUGUAAAAAAAACUAACAUUUACAUUUUCUAAAAUCUUUUGUCACUUUCAGCACUUUUGUAUGGUGUUUUGUUUUCUGAAUUUGUUUAACUGAAAGUUUUAUGUCGUAGAAUAUCCCACAAUUACAAUCACCUAACCUGUCAACGUGGACAGUACCAGUAUCAA
This is a messenger RNA of Cyclopterus lumpus (lumpfish), 3200 nucleotides long. RefSeq lists its product as uncharacterized. The record is from RefSeq and is a predicted model, not a curated record. Lineage: Eukaryota; Metazoa; Chordata; Actinopteri; Perciformes; Cyclopteridae. Gene Ontology annotation, molecular function: phosphatidylinositol binding. The transcript is spliced from 16 exons. Gene Ontology annotation, cellular component: intracellular membrane-bounded organelle; early endosome membrane. The coding region runs from base 151 to 2697 and encodes 848 amino acids.